AUGUGGCUGGCUGUUUACUUUAUUUUGAGCUGUAAUCUUGUUUUAGCUUCAGGGUAUAGCUCCUUUCGUAAAAGCAUGGAGACUAUCGGCAAGAAGCAGUAUCAAGUUCAGCAUGGGUCAUGCAGCUAUACCUUUCUAUUGCCUGAGAUGGACAACUGCCGCUCUUCUUCUAGCUCUUAUGUGUCUAAUGCAGUGCAGAGGGAUGCACCACUAGAUUAUGAUGAUUCAGUACAAAGACUGCAACUACUUGAAAACAUCAUGGAAAACAACACUCAGUGGCUAAUGAAGCUUGAGAAUUACAUCCAAGACAAUAUGAAGAAAGAAAUGGUAGAGAUCCAGCAAAAUGCAGUGCAGAAUCAGACUGCAGUAAUGAUUGAAAUAGGCACAAACCUACUGAAUCAAACAGCUGAACAGACCCGCAAGUUGACAGAUGUUGAAGCUCAAGUAUUAAAUCAGACAACAAGACUUGAACUUCAGCUUCUGGAACAUUCUCUUUCAACCAACAAAUUAGAAAGGCAGAUUUCAGAUCAAACCAAUGAAAUAACUAAGUUGCAAGAAAAAAACAGCUUUCUAGAAAAAAAAGUCCUUGAUAUGGAAGACAAGCACACACUUCAGCUACAAUCAAUCAAAGAUGAAAAAGAUCAACUUCAAGUACUAGUAUCCAGACAAAAUUCUAUAAUAGAAGAACUAGAGAAACAGUUAGUCACUGCUACGGUAAACAAUUCAGUUAUGCAAAAACAGCAACAUGAUCUGAUGGAGACGGUUCACAACUUGCUUACUAUGAUAGCUACACCAAACUCAGCCAAGAACAACUUUUUGGCUAAAGAAGAACAAAUCCGUUUCAAAGACUGUGCCGAAGCAUUCAAAUCAGGACUUACAACCAGUGGAAUCUACACCUUAACAGUUCCUAAUAGUGCAGAAGAAAAAAAGACAUAUUGUGAUAUGGAAAGCAGUGGAGGGGGGUGGACAGUUAUUCAGCGACGUAAAGAUGGCAGUGUGGACUUUCACCGGACAUGGAAAGAGUACAAGAUGGGAUUUGGUGAUCCUGCUGGGGAGUACUGGCUGGGAAAUGAGUUAGUUUCUCAACUGACUAAUCAGAAACGCUAUGUUCUUAAAAUACACCUGAAAGACUGGGAAGGAAAUGAGGCAUAUUCAUUGUAUGAACAUUUCUAUCUAGCAAGUGAAGAACUAAAGUACAGGAUCCAGCUUAAAGGACUUACUGGGACAGCGGGCAAAAUAAGUAGCAUCAGCCAACCAGGAAAUGAUUUUAGCACAAAGGAUGCAGACAAUGACAAAUGUAUUUGCAAAUGUUCACAAAUGCUAACAGGAGGCUGGUGGUUUGAUGCAUGUGGUCCCUCCAACUUGAAUGGAAUGUACUAUCCAUUGCGGCAGAACACCAACAAAUUUAAUGGUAUUAAGUGGUAUUACUGGAAAGGAUCAGGGUACUCUCUCAAAGCCACAACUAUGAUGAUCCGACCAGCAGAUUUCUAA
Messenger RNA from Emys orbicularis (European pond turtle), 1491 nucleotides. It is a transcript of the gene ANGPT2, whose product is annotated as angiopoietin 2. Gene Ontology annotation, biological process: Tie signaling pathway. NCBI's taxonomy places the organism in Eukaryota, Metazoa, Chordata, Testudines, Emydidae. The record is from RefSeq and is a predicted model, not a curated record. Gene Ontology annotation, molecular function: receptor tyrosine kinase binding. The transcript has 9 exons. Bases 1 to 1491 code for a protein of 496 amino acids.